Osmerus eperlanus (European smelt) is the source of this 7924-nucleotide messenger RNA. It is a transcript of the gene psda, whose product is annotated as pleckstrin and Sec7 domain containing a. The transcript is spliced from 17 exons. The coding region runs from base 547 to 5892 and encodes 1781 amino acids. Gene Ontology annotation, molecular function: protein binding; phospholipid binding; guanyl-nucleotide exchange factor activity. Gene Ontology annotation, biological process: regulation of ARF protein signal transduction. Lineage: Eukaryota; Metazoa; Chordata; Actinopteri; Osmeriformes; Osmeridae. The record is from RefSeq and is a predicted model, not a curated record.
CAGAUUUGGUGCCAAUUAUGUUGACCAACAGUAAUGCAUUUAAAAUAUGAAACGCUGUUUCAGUGUAUAACUCCCCUCACAGAGGAAGAGAAUAAGCUUCGUAUUUGCAAUAUGCUCGCUCUGUUGAAUGCAAGAAAAAAGUGCAUGAGGUGAGUCCUUCGUCCGGAGCGGAGAGUGAAUAUGAGAGAAAAGCUGUCGGUUUCAGGACCUGCCAUGAAUGGAAAGCUCCCUUUCAAUCCUGGCCAUACUACGUCAACAUCUAUGCGGAAACCAGAGAUGGCUGUGAACACGGCUCCUCAACAGCCACCUGAGAUUCCGAUGAAUCUUAUGGAUAGCAUUUCAUGUAUCCUUGAGAAAGGAUUGGAGGGAAGAUGAGCAAUACACUAUGGAGAAGGGAGCGACCAGCUCUGUAACUCUCACCAGAAAAAGCCGUCUCGUGGCUUUGUGGGACAGAGAGGCUAAGACAUCUCCUAGAAAAAACGCAAAAAGCGGACAAUUACUAGUGCUGAUCAUUCGGGGGACUGAACUGGGACAACUGUGAGGAACAUGUCUCAGUCCGGGAAAAUCCUCCACCUGUAUGUGGAAGUACGAUCUGUCCCUGAGGAGGAAGGCAAGGAGCUAGGGAACACGGAGAGCUCGGACCCCCUGAUGCUCCAGGGCCCGGAUGUUCUUCCUCAGUCUCAGCGGACGUCCAGCAGGCCCACCCCCACCCCUGCCGCCAGCCCGAGCGUGUCCCUGGGGGGGCCGCAGAGAGAUGGGGGCAGCUGCCAGAGCCUCCCCAGCUCCAAGUCCUCCUCAAGGCACUCUGUCAGUUUCCACCUUCACCCUACCGACGACACAGGGCCUCCCGCCCUGCACCACAGACAGAGCCUGCCCUACGACCGGAUAGAUCAACUGCUCCAGACCCUCCAGCAGGGGCGCAAUAGGCAUGGAACUUUGGUCCGGGCGCGUUCCACAGACAUCGAGAACUUCAGGGGGAGGGUGCCCCACUCCCCUGCCUCCGCGGGGAGGAUUACGGCCCCCUCCACCCCCACGAGUGGGCGAAGGUCCUGCGACACUUCCGGGAUGGGGAGCGACAAAGGGAAGCGAUCGACGGUGACCUUCAGCUACAUAGAGAAAGCCAGUAUUAAGAAUGUGGAUAACCCUCAUGGUUCUGUGUGCCAAAGCCAGCCUGAAAACCCCUUUUACAGAACCAUGGAGGAGACCCCACUGCCUGUCCACCUCCGCAAAAGGCUCAGUGACCCGGUGUGCUCGGACAGGUGGCCCCCCUCAGGUAGCUCCAGUCCCAAACUCUCCUGCCAGACCUCCGGGAGGUCCCCCAGGGACUCCCCUUGCCUCCGGAGGACCACCUUGGAAUCUGUAGGCCGCGAGGCCACACAGAGGGCUGUGGCAGAAUUUGGCUCUCCAGAACUGAAGCGCAGACUGGCGGCCUACAGCCAAGACCGGAGUCCAGACCGCAGCCCCAGUCUACCACGGUACUACCUGUCACCCAGAUGCCAGUCCUGGGAUGGGUCACCCACUCUUCCCCAUGGUUCCAGAACGCUACCCUCUAAUCCUCACCCCCUGGACCAAGACAGGAGUAAAUGCUCCACGAACGCCCUGAACGGCUUCCCCAAGAGUCCAGCCUCAGACCAACUGCCUAUUCACUCCAGACACUCCUACCACAGCAUGUCUCCUACCUCCAGUGUCCGCUCCCACGGGCUCCAGAACCAGAAGACGUGGCUAGGGAAUGAGAGCCCCCGCCUGUCCACCAAGUUCCGCCCGCCUUUACCCGCAGGUCGCCCCACAGAUAUCCAGCAUGAGAUACCAGCUACGAUGAUUACCAGCUACCAUGACACUAGCAGCCAGAGGACUAUCCACAAUGGGAACAAUAACUCCCUACCCACCACCAGUCCCCAGAGGUCUAGCUGCAGUUCAAAUGAUGGCCUACAUCGAGCCUAUAGGACCCCAAGAACCAGCCACAAUGCUAACGAUAACUCUAGUCAUGCUGCCAGUCCUCUGAAGAUGAACCACAUUGCUAAUGAUGGCACUUGUCAAACCUCUAAUAACAUGAGAACCAGCCACAAAGCUAACGAUAGCCCACUGUCCUCCCCCAAGGUUAGUCAUAAACAGUCAGGUUCCACAAGUCCAACUUGUGGACGAAAAAUAGUUUCCUUAGCAACUAGUCCUGAAAUGGCUCGGAAGUUAGCAGAGGAAGCCACAAAGCUUUCCGUUGUAAUGGGGGCUAGAAGAUCUCCCUCACCUACCCCCUCUCAGCCUGAGUCUGCCAGGUCGGAGAGCUCCAGAUCAGGUUGUUUUCUCACCCCGGAGUCCCAGCCUUAUGCCUCCCUCCAUGGGCAGGGCUUCCCCGACCGCCCUGGGGAAACUACCACCCAGGAAUGCAACUGGUCCGACAGGGACUCUCUGAGAACUGGCUCCCACUCUAGACCAGGACAGGUCUCUCCUCUAUUAUCCCCAAAAUGUACCUUGUCUCCAGCCUCGCCAGCCAGGCUCCACCGAGUGGUGGCUUCCCACUCCCCCAUCCCGGACCCUCGACUACAGGGAGGCAUUCUGCAGGGUAAGGGCAGUCCUACCUUGCACCGCCACCUCCCCCCUCAGUUCAUGGGUGAGAAGGGAUCCCCAGGGCCGGAGAGGAGACAGUAUGACGCACGCUCCGACAGAGGGGGGCCGCACAACCCUGAACCUGUCCGGUGGUCGCUAACGGGUCCCAGCACGGAGGCGGCUGCCAUCUGGACCUCCAAGCAUCAGCAGUGGAUGGAGGAUGAGUCGAUCGUGGAACGGGACGAGUCCCAUACGGAGAAGGAAAGAUUGUGUCCGCAGACCAAAGAGGACUGCCUUAAGAAGGAUGAUGGAGGAGGGGGGCCUGCGAAGGGGCAUCUGGGGAGCAUCUACAGGGUGCAUGGAGGGAGGGAGCCCAGGGGGGAGCCCAGGGGGGAGCCGCAGGACAACGGUGGGACGUUGGGGUCUUCCCAGAGCUCCAGCGGGGUGACUGGUAGUCUGGGAGACAGCAGUCAGCCUGAGAGAGACUGUAUCUCCCCGGAGAACUCCAGCCAGUCCAGCCAGAAGAGCAACAACACUGGAGACACUGGAGACACUGUAGACACCGGCUCUGGGAUGCAGUCUGACAGCGGUUCCUCCGCUCUGGACCCAUUGUACCGCUCCCAGAAGAUGGCUCGGGCCAAGUGGGAGUUUUUGUUUGGAACCUCUUCAGAGGACGGCCAUGAAGUUAAAGACGUCCCAGAAUCCUCAACAGCGCCCCCCUGUGGCACAUCCUGCGCAUCUCCCACACCAACUCCUCCCUCCUCUGUCCCCCCGAAGCCCACCAAAGUCUGGCAGGGGCAGAACGACGACAGUAAGAAGUUAUCCUUUCAUGAGGUACAGCAGGUGGAGGUGGAGCUAAUAACACCACCUCCAGCCAUCACGGUCGGCACAUUGCCCAAGACUGGCAUCAUCCGGGGAACCGUCAAGUACUCGGAGACGGACCUGGAUGCUGUGCCUCUACGCUGCUACAGAGAGACCGACCUGGAUGAAGUGAUGCUAGCUGAGGAGCAGGCUGAGGCUGAGGCAGCUGCUGAGGCUGAGGCAGCUGCUGAGGCUGAGGCAGGGGAAGAGUUGGAGGUGGACUCUGCGUUCGGCAGUAACCGGAGCGUCCUAGGCACCUCGGCGUCCAGCGCCAGCCCCAUGGAGGGGGCCUUGUACCCCCACACAGACGGGGAGGAAGAGGACCUGGAGGAGGAGGGGGUGGUGAGCUGGGCCAGUGUGAGGAUGCAAGGGGACAAGAAGAGGCAGCACGCUUCCCAGGAGGAGGACCAGGUGUACAGUCGACUACUCAAGGGUCCCCUGAACAAUGUAGCAGAAGCCCUCAAGUCCCCCGUGGCACUGACAAGCCCUCGCAGGAUCUCUGCCGACCAACUGGAUUCCUUUAGCCGCCAUUUUGAGAGUAUCAUCGAGUCUCACCGGGCCAAAGGCACCUCCUACAGCAGCCUGGACAGUGUUGAGCUCCUAGCCUCCAGUGGCCUGCCUGUCUUCACCUUCGACCUCCCCACUCUCACCCCAGAGAUCCAGAGCCAGAUCUGUGAGAGUGCCAGAGCCAUCAUUGAGCUGAGCUUCGCCCCCCUCGCCAAGCCUGACUCCCCUGGCGCGUCGGAGAACUCCCGCUCAGAGCCCUCCCUGGUCUCCUCAGGGGAGGGGUCCAGCAGCCCCUCACUGGGCAGCUUCACCCCUGGACGGAAGGUGAGGGCAGACAGAGAUUGGCGUCGGGCGAAUAAUCGGGAUGGCUGGCGCAAGGCAAACUCUGCCCCCUCGCUCAGGGAGAAGCCGGGCCACCGGGCCCCAGACCCCUUCCCCCAGCAGGAUGUCGGAGAGCGCCUGGCCCAAGCCAGUUCAGAGACCCUGACCAAUGGGAACAAGGCCGACCUGCAGGCGGCCAAACGCCUCGCCAAACGCCUCUACAACCUGGACGGCUUCAGGAAGUCUGACGUGGCUAGACACCUCAGCAAGAAUAAUGAAUUCAGCAAAAUGGUAGCAGAGGAGUAUCUCCGUUACUUCAACUUCACAGGACUAACUAUUGACCAGGCCCUCAGAGCUUUCUUAAAGGAGUUUGCCCUCAUGGGAGAGACACAGGAGAGAGAGCGAGUCCUGUCCCAUUUCUCAAGCAGAUACCUUCAAUGCAACCCCAACGCAAUACCAUCUGAAGACAGCGUGCACACUCUGACUUGUGCGUUGAUGCUGCUCAACACAGACUUGCAUGGGCAUAACAUCGGGAAGAAGAUGUCCUGCCUUCAGUUCUUCACCAACCUGGAAGGGCUGAACGAUGGAAAGGAUUUCCCCAAAGAACUUCUCAAGGCCUUAUACAACUCCAUCAAGAAUGAGAAGCUCCAGUGGACCAUUGAUGAAGAGGAGCUCCGGAAGUCCUUCUCUGAGUUGGCCGACGUGCGUACCGACUCCGCCUCCCACACGAUGAGGCGAGUCGGCAGCGGGGGGAACUCCCUGGUGGGCGUGGCCCAGCAGUCCGACGCCGUUCUCUAUAAGAGCGGCUUCCUGGUGAGGAAGGUCCAUGCAGACUCUGACGGCAAGAAAACUCCGCGGGGUAGGAGAGGAUGGAAAACCUUCUACCUCACACUAAAGGGACUAGUCCUUUACCUACAAAAGGGGGAGUACUCGCCGGACAGGCAGCUGACAGACGAGGACCUGAAGAACGCCGUUUCCAUCCACCACUCUCUGGCCAUGAGGGCUACCGACUACAGCAAGAGGCCCAACGUCUUCUACCUGCGCACUGCAGACUGGAGGGUGUUCCUCUUCCAGGCUCCUAAUGCCGAGCAGAUGCAGUCCUGGAUCACGCGCAUUAACAUCGUGGCGGCCAUGUUCUCAGCACCACCUUUCCCAGCAGCCAUUGGUUCCCAGAAGAGGUUCAGUCGCCCGCUGCUGCCCGGCUCCAAAACAAAGCUCUCCCAGGAGGAACAGGGAAAAUCUCACGAGACACGUUUCCGAGCCAUCUCCUCUGAGCUGACUGAAUUAACCGACGUCCCUCUCGACAAGAAGGUCAAAGGUCGAGAGCUGGAGGAACACAAACAACGUGGGGAGUACCUGGCGUUUGAGAAAACACGGUAUGGGACGUACGCCAUGUUACUGAGAGCCAAGAUCCGCAGCGGGGAAGAAGACCUGUCUGCCUUCGAGGCUCAGCUCUUUGACGAAGGGGUUCUCCAGAGGGCCCACUCCAUGCCCACGGUGGCCCAGCGGAGCAGCGGCAGCCAGGCUAGCAGCACCAGGGAGGGGACCAGUAGAGCCAGCUCCAGUGCUACCAACGCUGCCUCCGGAGGGAGCUCCAAGAAGGGCAGUAAGCGUUCAGACCCCCAGAGACACAGCAGCUACAAACAGGCUGUGAAGCAGUAAGACUGGCGUGGAGGGUGUGUUUGUGUGUGUGUGUGUGUGUGUGUGUGUGGGAGUCAGGGGAGGACAGGCUGGUACAGUAUGAUGUAUGUACUGGAGACUGUGGUGUGCAAGGGGGUUAGGCCCCUCCAGUUCCCUGUACAAGUCUUUUCUGAGUCCCAUGACUUGUAAAUGAGAUGGAGGGAGGGAGGGUGUACAGUAUGGAGGGCCUACUGCAUGCUUCUCGUCUCUGAAAUCACUUGCACUUGGUGGCACAGAACAGUGCAGGCAUGGGAAUAAUGAACAUCAAUCUGUCCCCUUGGUCUGCCACAUGUGACUUCGGUCUCGUCAUGAAUACAGUAUGUAUCUAAAAUAUUCUGCUGGAAUACUCUUUUGGACCAAAUUAUUGUGUAUAGCAUAAACGGAAAUAUGAAUUUAUUUUGAAAGUUGUUGAAGUUCCGCGGGGUAACACAGGAUGGAAGAUCUUGUUUUGUCCAAAUAUAGUGAAGUAGUUCAAUACAUUUGUAUAUAAAAGCUUUACAGACCCACCUCUGUCAACUAUAUUAGACACUGAGUUGCCGUGCCGACAGGGUCUGACAGACAGAGCCAGAGCUGCAUCGGCCUGUCAAACUGUUGCCAUGGAGACUAAGCUGAGCCCAUUUCCGUGUCAGAAACCUGAAUAAACCAGCAUGCCAGGACCUCACCCACCCACAAUGCAUCUGCGAGGCCCUAGAACAAAACUUUCACCAGACAGCAUGUUGCAAGUGAACUAGACAGAGUACACGUGCAUUUUAGUUUUGUUACAGUGACCAUUCUCUUGGUUAAUGUCAUUUAUAAAAAAUGUACUUUACACAAUAAUUAAUUUUGGAGUGGUUAGUCACUCCACUGAACAGAUAAUAAUUAAUAGAUGAACCACACGUGUUAUCAGUUGGAUUCAUCACAGAGGGUCGCAAACAACAUCAAAGACUCUUGAGUUAGAAUACAUUCAAAGGCUUGGAAGGGAAAAAACAAAAAAGUCUUCUUUUUUUUAAUUACCUACUUCAAAGUAUGGUUUCAUUUUUGCAAUAGCUUAUUUGACAGAUUACACACCGUUCUAUAUUUGACUACUGGAAAAAAAAUGGGUUAACUAAAGGAAAUGACACAUGGUGGUUGACUGAAUGUUAGCAUCACGUUUGCGGCCCAAGGGAAUGCACAUAAUCAGUGAACAGAACAGUCCUGAGUGUUGAAAUAGCAUUGCCUACACAUCCAAUAUAAUGUUUUUAUACAUUAAUGUAAAUGGCCAAGAAUACCAUCCACCUACAAUAAAAUAUUACAAUACAAUGCUAUACUACAGGAGAAGGAUGGUUUCGGGAGUUUGGGGCUAUUUGACUGGAUGUGGGUCGACAGCAACAGUGAAGGUCUUUUACUAUAAGUACAACUGUUGUAAUACAUAAUCAAUUAGUCCAAAUAUACUCCACCUCCGAGUUGGCUCCCAACAUGGUAAGAAAAACAAGUGAAGGAAACUACUGUCUGUGCAGCAUUGGCAAGCACUGUAACUCCACAGGGACCAGGCUGGUGUGAUACAGGCUGCCAUGCAGACAGUAAGAAGCACUGCUGUCUGUCUUCUACAAAUGGUGUAAAUAUACUCAUUCUACAGAGCCAUAGACAGUAGACCAAGAGGUUCCAGGGCACUCCUAAAUACAAUCGGUCGGUUCAAUCUCACGGAGCACAGGGGAUGCACUAGUGUGUUGAAUAAGUGGAUACGCUUCAUCCCCUGUGCACUUUAAUGUUAGGACAGAGCUGUGUGGCGACAGAGCUGUGUGGCGAGAGGUUUAAACUAUCUAUUUUUUUGUGCUGUCAGUCUAGAAUAGCAUUUUUCUGUAUGUAUUCCACUUAAUUGUGUUUCUGUACAUGAUUCUAUAGAUCUGCUCCAUCAUUAUGUACCUUGUUUUUAUCACCCUCCAUGGUUAGGCUGUACAUACUGUCAAUAAUACGGUGGGAUGUUUCUCUCAAAUAUAUACUAAAUGGUUUGUAUCUUUUGGAGGCAUAGAAGAAAAAUAAACACAUUUUGAAAGCA